This is a messenger RNA of Lycium ferocissimum, 4022 nucleotides long. RefSeq names its product agamous-like MADS-box protein AGL92. Gene Ontology annotation, molecular function: DNA-binding transcription factor activity, RNA polymerase II-specific; protein dimerization activity; RNA polymerase II cis-regulatory region sequence-specific DNA binding. Lineage: Eukaryota; Viridiplantae; Streptophyta; Magnoliopsida; Solanales; Solanaceae. The coding region runs from base 2589 to 3794 and encodes 401 amino acids. Gene Ontology annotation, biological process: positive regulation of transcription by RNA polymerase II. The record is from RefSeq and is a predicted model, not a curated record. The transcript has a single exon.
UUACUGUCUCAAUAAUAUUCUUCAGCAAGUUCCUUUUCCUUGGUGUAUUGACAUUAUGAUAGAGGAUUUCUUGACCUUGUUGUCUAUUUGUUAUCCCUGAAAAUAUAUAGUCAUAUUCUUACAUUAUCUUGCUUUUAUUAAGAUAAUCAACAGCUGUCUGUUUAUGUUACUUAUAAAUAAAGUGGGAAUACUCUGACCUUGAGUUAGUGGUAAUCUUGGGUACUACUUGUGAAGUGUUAAUGGUGAGUAGGGGUGGCAAAUGGGCGGGUCGCGUAUGGGCUGGUCGAAAAUGGAUAAAAUAUCCGACCUGCCCCUAUUUGAUGCGGAUAAAAAAUGAGUUACCCAACGAUAAUAUAUCCAUUGCUUCUUAAAUUAGAUAUGAGCUUCUUUUCUCCAAUCUGCCUUAUUCUCUUUCGUGUCUUCUUUUUUUUCCCUUUCUUUUCUUCCGAUCAAUCAUGGUUCUUAGCUAUAGUUUCUAUUUGAUUUUAGGUACUUUUCGUUGAGAUUCUCGAUGGGGAAUAAUUGUUUUCAGUACCUAUGUAAAAGCCUGUUUUCAAAUAAAUCAAAAUCUCAUAUAUUAGUACUUCUUUUAACAGAUUUGACUAGGAAAUAAAUUAUUCAAAAUAUAAAAAAUGCAGCACACUAAGUCUUAGUUUUAUCAAUCAAGAAAAAGGAAAACAUUGGUGUAAGAGAAAUAAGUACUCCGAAUUACAAGCAUUUCGUCUUCUUCUUUUUCUCUUUUUAAUAAGUGUACUUUUUAGGGGUUCCUACUCCCUUGCAUACUCUAACGGGAGUGCAGUUGGUAUACUCAUGGGUUAUCCAUAUUCUAUGAUGGAUAAUAUGGGUGGUUGAUCCAUGUUUGAUCCACUUUUGAAAUGAUCAGAUAUCCAACCCAUUUAAGUUGGGUUAGGCGGAUAACUGCAAAUUUUAACCAUUUUGCCACCCCUAUUCUCAAGCAUUUCACCCUUUUCAGGCAUCCUCAUGCAAGUUAUUCUUAUUCCUUUUCGGAAUACAAGUCUAUUUUGGUGCCCAGCUAUAACACAUUCAUUCAUGUCACAAAUCCAACUUAUAUGGAUUUUAUCAUUAUCAUCAGAUGGUUCAUACCAUGAAGACACAUAUUCAUGAACAACCAUGUCUUUGCAAAAGGUUAUGCUUCGACAAACACUUUUUUCUCAUGAAAAGUCGCAAACUUUCCCGUGACAUUCCUUCAUGGAAGAAGAUAAAAUUUCAGGUGGCACAUUUUCACGAAGGAACAAAACCUUUCUAAACAAGACACAUGACCAACAAUCAAAUUAGUAAUUUCAUCAACUAGUCAUCACCGAAACCGAACAAGUUAUGAAUUCGCGGACUACCAUAUCAAUAUCCACCAUUCUGCGGCUAAAAAAUACAAAAUUUUAGUAAGUUGUAUAUUAUAUCUUCUAGUUCUUCAAGAUAAUAUCAAACACGAAGUCUAAUACUAGUAAUGGCUUAAGUCCUAAGCCAAACAUACCCCCACAUUUUUGGAUACUGGUUUCGACUUUCGAGUGCAUUUUCUAUAACUCAUGCUGAGCUGACUUAACUCCACUAGAUUCUAUUGAUAUUUUUGCUAGUGGAGUUAAUUCUGAUAAAUGCUUACAAUGUUUUAAAAAUUGAUGUUAUACCAUUGAUGCAUUUUCUCCACUAUGUGUAAACACAUUGUUUUGAUCAAUGUUUUGUGCAAUUAUUGUAUAUUGAUUUGCCUAGAAACCAAUUUAGAAUUUUUUUAAUGUGUGACAAUCCAAUUUAGAAUUAUUUUUUUAAUGUGUGUCGAGUGACAGGUUGGUGAGUAUCAGACAGUUAAAAAAAAAUAAAAAAAUAAACAGGAUAUAGUUUUUAAUAUACUUGAAAGCGGCUUAAAAUUUCUACUGAAUAUGGCCUUUGCAAAAUUGGAAAAAAUAAAAAUGUGUUUCUAUGAAGCACUGCAACAACUAUAAUCAUAAACAUGUCAUCAUUUAAUAUUCAAUAAAUAUUUGUAUUUUAUUAAAAUUAACCAUUAAAUGGAAUGCUUUUUAACGCAUAUUUAAAUAUUUUCGAAAUUGAUAUUUCAGAAUUCUUAGCCACUAUAUUUAAAUAAAAUUUUACAUGUUGUUUUAUCUAAAAUGCUUGCUUGUUUCAUUUUUUUAAUUUUGUACAUUCAUAAUUAUUUUUACAAAGAUUGUAUUAUUAUUUUUUACUUUCUUGAUCACUGAAAUUAGUAAGCAAUCACAUUGUUAUUACUCUAUGACCAGCUUUUAUGGAUAUUACUUAAUUUUUCAACUAAAUUCUCCUAAUAACCAAAGUUUGACUCGAACAAAAUUGGUCAGCAUAAAAUAGUUGCCAUAAACUUCAUAUAUUUCAAGAGAUAAUAUCUAACUUGGUAUCUAGUCCGCGCUCAUUUAAUUUCAUACCAAAAUUGCUAAUGGUGACAAUUAAGAAUCCCCUAAUUCAAACUAUUUAAAAAUUUACCGAAUCUAAAUUUUACCCUACAAAUAGGAGCCAAUCCUAGGCAAAGAAACACACAACAACAACAAAACCAUUUGAUCCCCAUACCCAGUCAUACACAUUUCUCCUCCUUUUCCUCCUCUUUAGCCAUGACUAGAAAGAAAGUGAAGCUUGCUUUGAUUGAAAGUAUCACUGAGAGGAAAGCCUCAUACAAGAAAAGACAGAAAGGGUUCUUGAAAAAGGCUCAAGAAAUUAGCACCCUUUGUGAUGUUGAUGUUGCUAUCGUCAUCUAUAGUGCUUACCACAAUGAACCUGUGGUGUUUCCAAAUCAUGGUGUUGCUAUCGAUACCUUUACAAAGCUUAGGCAACUGUCGGAGUUGGAACAAUUAGAAAACAUGGCAUCACUAGAAGAGUUCACGAAGCAAAGGAUUAAGAAAUUGGAAGCACAAUUGCUGAAGGUAAGGAAGGGGAAUAGGGUGAAGGAGUUCACAAACAAGAUGCAUGAAAUGUUGAAUGGAAAAGAUAUUCCCAGUGGCAUGCAUCCUAACGAUCUCAACGAUCUGAGUUACGUGAUCAACCAAAACCUAAAACAGGUACAUGAAGCGAUAAAAGCAAAGGCUGGUGGAGAGGGUUCCACAUCAAAUGCCCCUCAACCCAUUGCUGGACCGAUGGUUCCUGAUGGGACCAGCUCUGAGGAGCCAACAACUCCUCUAUUGGCCCUUCCAGAGGCUCCAAUACCGGUGGUUCCUCCGAAGGCUCCAUCGGUGGUUCCUGGUGGAACCAACUACGAGGGUCCAAGUGCUCCGAUGUUGCCUCCUGCUGUGGCUCCGCUAUCCGUGGCCCCAUCCAUGGUUCCUCCAGUGGCAUCCGUUCCCACUCAAGUGCCCCAAUCAAUGUUUCAACCGUUGGCUCCUUCUCAUGUGGUUCCUCUUGUGGGCCCUUUGAGGCUUCCUCCUCCCCCUUCUCUUUCAUUUCCUUCAGAAAUGUUUCCUCCAAUGGUUCCACAAUUUUGUCCAAUACCUCAACAAAUGGCUCUUAGAAAGGCUCCUAGAAUGGCUCUUUCAAUUGCCUCUCCAAUGGUUCCACCAACAAUGGCUUCUCCAAUGUCUUCACCAAUGAUGGCUCCUCCAAUGUUUACUCCGGUGACACCACCAAUGGGCCCUUCAUAUAAUAUCCCCCAAAUGGGUGCAUCAAUGACAGUGAAUAACUACCAAAACCAUACCUAUGGCUUUUCACAGAGUCCUGGAUUUACUGAGAUGCUGAACUGGGAUGAUGAUGUUGUAAUGGCUUUAUUUGAUGAUCCAUCUUUCAACAACAUUGAUGUACAAGAUCCAAACCACAAUAACAAUUUCUAAGGACAAAUGUCUCUCUUUUAGUACUGCUUUAUAUGUUCAUGUUGUCUCAUGGACUGUCCAUCUCUUUUACUGUUUGCAUGUCUAAGUUGUGUCAUAGGACUCUCCAGAUCUCUUUCCCUUUGUCCUCAUUUGAAGUGUCCGUCUGUCAUAUGUUGUUUCAAUUUUUUCCCUUAAAGUAUGUCGGUUUCAUUCACUUAAUAAAUCAAUGAUCAAUCGUUGUUUUGUGUU